Closterium sp. Naga37s-1 is the source of this 2066-nucleotide messenger RNA. Lineage: Eukaryota; Viridiplantae; Streptophyta; Zygnematophyceae; Desmidiales; Closteriaceae. The record is from the annotation of a GenBank genome assembly.
AUGGAGGGUAAGGAGACUCAAUCUCCUGGAUCCGCUCUCCGUCGCUCAGCCAAUCACGACGACGGAAUAGAUCCCUUCGAUGCAAUCCUAGAUGCUGACGACGGCUCCGAUGACGCCAGCCCGUCCCUCACGAAAUCCCGGCCGUCCAAUCUCUUCCGUCCGAUCCAGCAGCUCUGGCGACGACCCGUCGUGCGAUUCGCCGUCGCACAGAUCUUCAUCGUCUGGGCUGUCGCAGCGUCGGUUCUUUACAUCCAAGAUGUCGCAAUGUCGCACGAGGGGUCGCUACAACACAGCGACAUUUCAGGUCUAGGUGCUGGCAGCGGCCUCGGAGCCGCCGGUCAAGCAACCUUAUUGGAGCAGCUUAAAAAGCGGUUUCACGAACGUUGUCCCAUGCGCCCACCAGUGUGCCGGCCCAGGAUUGACCUGAAGGCGGUCGCGCAUAGCGCGAAGCACUACUACGCGCAAGACAAGCCCGGGGACGGGGAAACCGCGGGGCCGGGGGGAAGCACGGGGGGAUCCGCGGACGGGAAGAAUGGGACUAGCGGGGGCGGAGACGGGGCUGGCGGAGCGGGGGAUGAGCUUCCGCUGGUGGUUUUCUUUGCGGGGAUUGAGGGUUCCGAUGAUGCGAGCGUGUGGCAUGGGAUCACUCACUCGCGCUCACCCGCUCCUCGGCUCGCCCGCUCGCCUGCGCAUCCACUCACACGCUCAUCCACUCACCCGCUCGCCCAAAUACCUCGACCCAAUUCCCCAAUCACCCGUUCACUAACUCUGAACGUGCAAUUCCCUGCCUGCCCGUGCUCUCCUCUGCGCGUCCUGCAGUGGUGGCAUUGGAGCCGCUGCUCCACCUCACCUCCUCCACUUACUUUAUUCCCCAUUCCCCCAACCUCCCCAACCUCCCCUGUCUUGCCGUGCAUUUCCCUGCCUGCCCGUGCUCUCCCCCCUGCGCCGUCUGCAGUGGUGGCGUUCGAGCCGCUGCUCCACCUCACCUCUGAGGAGACCCAGACUCACGUGCACGGCGUGGACGCGCGCUGUCCGCGUCUGCCCUACGCGCGUCCCCUGCGCGCCUAUGCCAAGGAGAUGGCCGUGCGACUGGCUGAGACUGGCAACGCCGCGUACCUGCGAGCCCGGGACUCCUACCCUCUGGGCCGGGUUCGGACGCCCUUGGCUCGGCCGGACCUAGUGCACAUGCUGCAGCUGGACGGGCUGCUCUUCAACCUCAAGGUGGUGGUGAUUUCCCGAGGACUCCCUGACGCCGUGCGAUCCGCCUACCGCAUGGGCUACCAUGGGGGCGACUUGGGCCUGCAGGUGCGCAUAGUGGAGGACGAGAUGGUGUUUCUAGACACCACCAUGCGCAUGAUCCCCUGCAGCAAGUACAUCGUGCUCGACUUUGACUGGGUGGCUGAUAGUCCUGAGCCUGGCAGCAUCCUCCAGGCCGUCCCUGAUGAUGCUGUUGUUGAUGGUGCUCUUGGCCACGCUGAUCGCCCGCCUCAUGAGAUCCCAAGUCCCCCCUCGCUGGCUCAGCUCGCUGCUCUAGUGCCGUGGGCCACUGUCGCCAUGCGCCUUCCCCGUUGCCCCUCCCCCUUCCCCCCACUCCUCCCCCCUCCCUCAACUCGAUUAUCGCUUACGCUCAUUCGUCUUUUGGCGGAUGGUGGUGGUGGUCCGUGUCCCCCCUCGCUGGCUCAGCUCGCUGCUCUAGUGCCGUGGGCCACUGUUGCCAUGCGCCUUCCCCGUUUCCCCCUCCCACCACUCGUUUCUCGUUUCCCUCCACUGGGGAGUGGAGUGCAGGCGAGUGGCGGCAGAGCAGCAGAGCAGUGGCUGCAGCAGCACAGCGGUGACAAGUCCUCAUCGCUGCCACUAUGGUUUCUCGUCGUGCAUCCUACUUGCUGCGUGCAAUGGUGCCAAUCGCUUCGCAUCUCCCUUCUCGCCGUGGCUUUCCCCCCGUCGGCCAAAGGGGUGCAGGCGGCAGAGCAGCAGCAGAGCAGCAGCAGAGCAGCAGCACGGCAGUCAGUAUCAGUCAAUGCCAGUCAACUCCAGUCCUCAGCACCGCUGCCAUCGCUGCCAUUAUG